Messenger RNA from Lycium ferocissimum, 1184 nucleotides. RefSeq lists its product as uncharacterized. The transcript has a single exon. Bases 157 to 750 code for a protein of 197 amino acids. Lineage: Eukaryota; Viridiplantae; Streptophyta; Magnoliopsida; Solanales; Solanaceae. The record is from RefSeq and is a predicted model, not a curated record.
ACAACCAUUUCAAAAGCUCUUUACUCAUAAAGAUCACCUCGAACAAAAAGCAUAAGAGAUUUUCCAAAAAGUACACACAAGUUCUCUAUAAUUUGCCGCUGUCAUCUCAAACUAUCGUUGCUGGCUAUCUUCUAAUCUUAAAACAGAACUGCAACCAUGCAGGAAAAGUCGAGAAUGCAGAGCAAGAGAUCAGUGGUUGCUCGUAGAGCUUGGAACGUUCUACGUUUAGCCUUGUUAUGGGCUAGAAAAGGUGGCAUUUUCAAGAACAGGCACCUUGUGGAUCUCCGUUUGCUUCCUAAAUAUAUUAAAAGCCUCCGUCAUACCAAUGAUCACUAUGGGGCACUACAUUAUGGGGAGCGUGAGUUUUCCUUUGAUGAAACUCCUAUUAUUCACGUUAAAAUGCAUCGCCCUGCUUCCUUGCGUUUCAAGAUGCCAAAUAUUCCAUGCAUCAAACCUCAAGUCGACUUUGACUUUGAUUUUGAUAACGAUAAUGAUUAUGACGAUGAAACGUACCAUCAUAACAAUGACAAUGUUCCAAGGAGGAGUUUCUUGAAGGGUGCGGAUGAUGAUUAUGAUGAAGAGGAGGAUGAGUAUGUAAGCUGCGAGGUGUCUGAGGAUGAGAUCAGUGCUGGUGGUGGCGAUGAAGCAAUUGAUAUGAAGGCUGAGGAGUUUAUUGCAAAGUUCUAUGAGCAAAUAAAGCUUCAAAGACAAAUAUCAUAUUUACAAUACCAUGAGACACUCGCUAAUUAAAGAUACAAAUUGACUGCCGGAGAGUUGCAGACGUUAAGUACUAGUAGCUACUAGUAGUAGUAGUAGUAUUUUCUAUAUAGGAGGCAUUGCGGGAUUUUUGUACGUAGAAGAGAUAUUCCAUUUUUCCACUGAUAAAAGCAGGUCACAAAUACAUUUCUUUUCGAAGUAACUCUGCAUCAAUAUGUCCGACUGUUAAACAAACAUUGACGAGAAUAAAAGAGAAGAAUUUUGACCAAACAUGACGCUCUUGUUUCAGCGGAAAUUUAUCAAAGUACUCUUUAUUACUGGUUUCAGUUGUAAAAUCGUCCAAUUUAUCUGCAUUAUGUAUCCAAGCUCGAUCAUAUUCAAAAGACUGAAUAUUUUACCCUUUUGGGUCCAGAAGCAGAACAUGGAUUUACAGCAUUGUAGUAUAUGUCCAAAUUUUAUUUUUUCCA